ACUGCAUUCUGUGUUAUUUGCUUCGCGUAGGAAAAAAAUUGUACAGCAGUAGAGCACCUUAUCUGGUUUAUUCAAACGGAGUUAUACUUACACAGUUAUGUCUUGCAUGGAACUGCUGCUGCUAAGUUAACAAAUUUCACGUCACAUGCUGGUGAUGAUUAACCUGCUUCCGAUUCUGACAUGGUGCAAUAUUCACCACUUGAUAUUGUGCUGCUUAGUUUCUGCAAUGUUGUUCUGAUUUGUUGUGCUAAACUUCCAUGAGGCCUUUUAGAACAGCAACGGAGGGUUAUAUUGAGAAGGUCUUUGGAACUGUUGUUUAACUUAAAAUGACUGACUAGACCUUGCAAUCAGUGCUAAAAUGGCAAGAUCUGCUGCCAGCCUUGAAGAAACGUGGCCACACAAAACCCGUGAGCCUGGAUUUCCCCUUUCUAUGCAUCAGCGGUAACCAGGUCACAGACAGAGGGAUUGAAGGUUUCAAACUACAGUGAUGUUAUCAAGCUGGUUGGGCAGCCAUUCAGAUUGUAGAAUUCCGACAGAUGCACCGUUAUUGAUCAUGGAUGAAAUUGCCUCAAGUGACAAGGAAAUAAAAGAUCUGGACGAAGAAUCAAUAUGGGACCUAAUUGAAAGCCAACGCCACAUAAUCACCAAUAAUGUUCGACCCUGCCACGUCACACCCUUUCUUCGCCAGUGUCACGUCAUUGGGGAGACAGAUGAGGAAGAAAUUCUAUUUGCCCCUCACCUUAAGCACCGGUGCAUGAGAACUGGAUAUAUGCUUGAUCUUUUGAGAACACGUGGAAAGAAAGGAGCUGUUGCCUUUUUGGAGUCUUUAGGUUUCUAUAAUCCUGAAAUUUACACGUUAAUAACUGGAAAAGAACCCACGAAGGAUUGUAGCAGUAUAUUUGUCGAAAAAGGAAAUUUGAAUUUGAUUCAGUUUCUAAUGAAUGAGGUAAUGAAGGCUCAGAAGUGGUUAGGAGAAGAAAAAUGUAUCAAGCAUCGGUUGAAUGAAAAAGUUCAAAGCAUGGAAGAACAAAAUCAACAACUGAAGACUGAGCUCAAAAGUUUAAAGGCAGCUGAGCUUAACUUAAGCAGAAUGAAAAUGGACUGGAAUCGUCACCAUGAUGAAAUGAUUCGUCUGAAGGAAGAAAAUUAUCAGAUAUUAAUGCGGUAUACAAACGCUCUCCAGGAGAAGGAGAUGUCUGUGACACGAAGCAGAGAGUUGCAACAACAGGUGGACAAUCUUACAAUGGAGAAUAAGAAGCUAAUAGUGGAAUUUGAUGUUGAACGAAGAAUGUCAUCAAAGCUACGUGAAGCAUUCAAGCCCAAACAAGAAGAACUUAUACAUUUAAAAGAAGAAAUUGAUAAACUGAGAUUCAGGAUCCAGGAAUUACAAAUGAACCCAGUGACAAUAGAUAUCUUGGAACAGGAUCGUGUAGAAGCUCAGGAAGAUAGACAGGAUUUACUGAAAGAAAUGAGUUCACUGCGCUUGGAACUGGACCAGGCCGAGCAACUAAGGAAUGAGUAUUUAGAUGAGAAAGAAAAUAUGUUCAUGGAAUGUGCCACUUUGAAGAUCGACUGUGAUAUGUACAAGGAUAAAAUCAGCUCACUCCAGUCACAAGUCUUAGAACUACAAAAGGAACGUGAUGAGGCUUAUGCGGCGAGGGAUGAAGCCCAAAUGCAUAUCAGCAGAAUGAUCAUAGACAAGGAUUUAUGCCGUCGUGAAGUAAUUGAACUUCAGGACACGUGUCGUCAGCUGAAUAAGGAAAUUCUACAGAUAAAGACAAGCAAAGACAGGCAGGAGAAAAUGAACAUGGGUUAUAAAACCCCACCGCGUCAGAAACCCAAACUGAAGCGUCUCCAAGCAGUGAAUCCCAGAACCAUCAGCUAUGAGAGUGAUGCCAGCAACAGCAGCCAGAAUGAUUUCUACACAAACCUAAAGAAAACUGAAAGCUGUGAGUCACUGAGCAGUGUCAGUUCUUACUGCGUUGAGCCACCGAGCAAGGAAUCUAUCUAUAGACGGCAAAAUGAAGAUGACAUGGAAAGAUCAUUUAGCAACAGAAAUUCUACUGAUGAUGAAAUUUUCACAUCAGUGGAUGAUAGUGCUGGUACAGACAGUUGCACUGAAAAUGUUCCUGAUGUCAUACCAAACAAACUGUCUGAAUCAUCCACUCAAAGAUUACCAACUGGAGCCAAUCCAUCAUCUGGGCAAGACCGGCUUUUUCUUCCCGGACCUUCACAAGCAAAAUCAAUGAGAGGGACUUCUUUAUUUGAAUUCAACGGAGAUGGCAUUCUGGAUCAGAUUGAAAUAAUUGGCGGGAAUGCAACAGGAAUAUUCAUUCACAAAAUUAAACCUGCAUCUCCUGUGCAUAACAGUGGUCUUGAACCAGGAUUUCAGAUCAUGAUGGUGGAAUUCAGUGGCAGAGACCAAACAAGGAUCAUACUGGAGGAUGCCAGUUUAGAGGAGGCUGUCUGGAGCUUGAAGCAGAUUAAAGGAAUAUGCUGCAUGGCCAUAAGACACAACAGUCAGGCUUAUCAAACACUGGUGGCAAAUAUUGAAAAAAAGAUCAUUACCUCAGGGGAUUCCUUCUUCAUCCGAGUCAACAUGGCACUUGAUAAAAACAGUGGAGCCCUGGGUGAAUUUCUUGUCCAAUGCAAUGAUAUCUUACAUGUCACUGACACUAUGUACAGGGGCUCUAGUGAGUGGAAGACAUUCAGAGUACAUCCCCACACAAUGAUUGACAUGGAUGGUGGUUCUGUUCCUAAUUACUACAGGGCUCAACAGCUGUUGAUAGGAACAAUUCAGAAUAUGACUCGACAGAUUCCUUUGCUUAAAAAGCAAAAGCAGAAAAGUUCUUCCUCGAGUCAAAAUAAACUUGUGCGAAUUGUCAGUACAGACAAAAGUCAAAGAAAUCCACUGUGGUUAUCAUUUGACUAUGGCAUCAUCGACCCUGACAAAGAGCAAGGUAGCCAGCCUGUUGGAAAUUGCUUUACUUUAAUGCCUUAUUCACUGGUCAGGCCUUGCCAUCCACCAUCUCUAAGACCAGUGAUUAUAGCACCCACUCGAAUUGGAAAAGUUGUGCUUGAGAAACUGAAAGAUCUACCGGAAUAUGAAAAAUGUAUAUCUGAGUGCUUGAACAACACUGAGUAUACUGAGAAAAACAAAAGAGGAGAAAUUUUGGGUGUGCAAGAAGCACAGAAUUUCCUUCGAUCCUGUUACACAAGGAAGGGAGUCGAGACAGUAGUUGCCAAGAAUGUCCACUGCCUGUUGGAACUCGGUCUGGACUGUGUGAAACAGUUACAUAAUGUUGAGAUCUAUCCCAUUAUCAUUGUCAUUCACCUCUGCGAAAAGAACAUUAAGAAAAUUAAAAAAAUCUUGCAGAAAUAUGGAGUUACAGAGGAUUUGCUGGUGGAGUGCUCUCGAAGGGAGGAGAUUUUACUGGACACACUUCCAUGCCUAUAUAAAUGUAUUCCUGAUAGCUGGAGCGAUCUUGAUUCACUUGUAACUACGGUAAAAGCAGCAAUAAAGGAUGAGCAAAAGAAAAUUGUCUGGAUUGAACAAGCACCACUCUAAUAUACAUACUUUUCUAAGGACUUUUACUGAGUGAAUCUGUGGCUAAUUUUUUCCCUUGUUCUCAAUUCUAUAUAUGCAAGAUGGAUCAUAAAGGAAAUUCCAACUCGUGCUCAGAAAAAGCACACUUUUUAAAUGUUCACAAUUGUUCUAGUCUUUAUGAUACAUUGAUAAAUGUCUAUUGUAUAGGUUCAAAGGCACUCAACCUCCCUCCCUGCUCCCACCUUCCCUUUAAUUCAUUCCUGGCUAGUUUUCAUCAUCAUAAUUUGAGGGGAAAAAAGAUACACGUUAACUCUUACAACAGGAAUUCUGCAGGUGCUGGAAAUUCAAGCAACACACAUACAAGUUGCUGGUGAACGCAGCAGGCCAGGCA
Molecule: messenger RNA, 3938 nt
Organism: Mobula hypostoma (lesser devil ray)
Lineage: Eukaryota; Metazoa; Chordata; Chondrichthyes; Myliobatiformes; Myliobatidae
Gene: card14
Product: caspase recruitment domain family, member 14
Exons: 22
Coding region: 488-3568 (1026 amino acids)
Biological process (GO): regulation of apoptotic process
Cellular component (GO): cytoplasm
Molecular function (GO): CARD domain binding
Source: RefSeq, a predicted model, not a curated record